CUGGGUUUUAGUUUGUUUGAGCGGCUGCGUCACUCUCUGCUCUGCUCAGAUCCAUUCCAACGAAAGGGAAAGAAAAAGAAGAACUGAAGGAGGAAGAAGGAAGAAGGAAGAAGGAGGCGACUCGACCCAACCAGUGGCAGCAACGGAUUUUCUUUGCUGGGCGGAGCAUAAAAGAAGCUUGUUGAUUUGGUUGAAAGUAAAAGCUACUGAUAAGGAAUGGCUGCAGCUUUAGCUUCAAAGUGUUCACGCGUGGGUCGCUCAAUGUUGGGGGGGCUUGGCAACAACUCGUCUGGCUUAUUGAGCACGUCACAUGAGAUGACAUGCAGCACUUUCUUGUCUCAGCAGCAAAGGACCUUCAUACAGAUGAGGACUAUUCUCAAAGUGGUGGACAACUCAGGGGCGAAAAAGGUGAUGUGCAUACAAGCUUUGAAGGCAAACAAGAAAGGGGCAAGAUUGGGAGACACAAUUGUUGCAUCAGUAAAGGAGGCACAUCCCAACGGGAAAGUGAAGAAAGGACAGGUUGUGUAUGGCGUGGUUGUUCGUGCUGCCAUGCAACGAGGUCGCUGUGAUGGGAGUGAGGUCAAGUUUGAUGACAAUGCUGUGGUGCUUGUUGACAAGCAAGGGCGGCAGCCGAUUGGGACUAGAGUAUUUGGACCCGUCCCGCAUGAGUUGAGGAAGAAAAAGCAUGUCAAGAUUCUUAGUUUGGCGGAGCAGAUUGCGUGAAGUGUCAAGCACACGACAAAAUACAGAUGGACAAUAAGAACAGAAUGCUUAUCUGAAGUGAUGAGGUGUUAAAAUUUUAGAAUAUCCAAGUGAUCGGAAUAAAGUUUGGUACUACGAUUAGGUUUCAAUAUUUUUGAAUAUUGGGCAUAUUGGCCAAAGAUUGAGUAAUUACAUCUUCUGCCCUAUUUCAAAAAUAGAAGAAAAAUGAUCUGUUCAUUGUAAUCGUUUUCAUUCCGAGUGAGAUUGAACCGAGCGCAUAAAGGUGGUUUUUUUAACCAUUCUUUUGCUCAAUUUUGUAA
This is a messenger RNA of Prunus mume (Japanese apricot), 1022 nucleotides long. Its product is annotated as large ribosomal subunit protein uL14mz-like. Gene Ontology annotation, biological process: translation. Lineage: Eukaryota; Viridiplantae; Streptophyta; Magnoliopsida; Rosales; Rosaceae. Gene Ontology annotation, molecular function: structural constituent of ribosome; large ribosomal subunit rRNA binding. The record is from RefSeq and is a predicted model, not a curated record. Gene Ontology annotation, cellular component: ribosome; mitochondrial large ribosomal subunit.